Messenger RNA from Phasianus colchicus (ring-necked pheasant), 2578 nucleotides. The record is from RefSeq and is a predicted model, not a curated record. Lineage: Eukaryota; Metazoa; Chordata; Aves; Galliformes; Phasianidae.
AAAAAAAAAAACCCCAGCCCACCCAGACGAUGCUGAAGGAUGCCCCCUCCCCACCAUGAGGCUCCCGCGGCGGCAGCCCCCCGCCUCACUGCUGGCUUAUCUGACUCUGCACGCCUGGACGCUCUGCGCCUCCGCUUCCCCCCCCCCCAACCCUUCAUCCUCCUCAUCCUCCUCAUCCUCACCCUCAUCAUCAUAUCCCCUCCCUGCCCUUCCGCCUGCUCCUGCAGCGGCCAAUCCGGCAAAGUCGUCUGCACCCGUCGCGGCCUUUCCCGCGCCCCCCCCGGUGUCCCCCCAAACACUCGAUACCUCAACCUGAUGGAGAACAACAUCGCCUUGGUGCAGGCCGACACUUUCCGUCACCUGCACCGUUUGGAAGUGCUGCAACUCGGCCGCAAUUCCAUCCGUCAGGUAGAGGUGGGUGCCUUCAGCGGUUUGGCCAACCUCAAUACUUUGGAAUUAUUCGACAAUUGGUUGACCGUGGUUCCCAGCGGGGCUUUCGAAUACCUCUCCAAACUCCGAGAGCUUUGGCUUCGCAACAACCCCAUCGAAAGCAUCCCGUCUUACGCCUUCAACCGGGUGCCCUCCCUCCUCCGUUUGGAUUUGGGCGAGCUGAAAAAACUCGAGUACAUCUCCGAAGGAGCUUUCGAAGGUUUGGACAACCUGAAAUAUCUCAAUUUGGGGAUGUGCAACAUGAGAGAGGUACCCAAUUUAAGCCCUCUGAUCGGUUUGGAAGAAUUGGAAUUAUCGGGGAAUCAUUUCCCGCGUCUCCAUCCCGGCGCGUUUCGAGGUCUCCGCGCGUUACGCAAACUUUGGAUCAUGAGUUCCCAAAUCAGCUCCAUCGAACGCAACGCCUUCGACGAACUGACGGCUCUGGUGGAGCUCAACCUGGCUCACAACAACCUCACCUCCCUCCCCCACGACCUUUUCGCCCCUUUACGCUUUUUGGUGGAGCCUCACCUCCAUCACAACCCCUGGGCUUGCGGUUGCGACGCCCUCUGGUUGGCGGCGUGGCUUCGAGAAUCCAUCCCCAGCAAUUCUUCGUGCUGCGGACGCUGCCACGCGCCUCCGGCCAUGCGGGGCCGUUUCCUUUUAGAGGUGGAAAGGGCAGCAUUGCGUUGUUCCGCACCUUUUUUAGCCGACGCACCCACGGAUCUCAACAUCUCCGAAGGUCGCGGCGCCGCUUUACGAUGCCGGACCGGCGCCAUGGCGGCGGUCCGUUGGUUAUUACCAAACGGGGAAAUAUUAAGCCACGCAUCCACCCGACCACGUUUAAACGUUUUACACGACGGCACCUUGAAUUUUUCCCACGUGCUGACGGCGGAUACCGGCACCUACACCUGCAUGGCGGCCAACGCCGCCGGCAGCUCCAACGCCUCCGCCUACCUCAACGUCACCGCCGCCGAAUUGGAUGCCUCGGCUUACAGCUUCUUCACCACCGUCACCGUCGAGACGACCGAAACGGCGCCGGAUGAUUCCGCCGCCGCCGCUCCCAAAGCUGCCAAAUCCACCCCACCGACUGCACCCACGGCUUACAGACCCGCCUACACCGCCACCACCACCAUCCUGAUCCGCGGCACGCGCCGAGGGCCGACGGCUCCCCCCGCCGACGCCGACCACCGCGAGGCUCCUCACACCAGCUUAGACGAGGUGAUGAGGACCACCAAAAUCAUCAUCGGUUGUUUCGUGGCCGUCACCUUGCUGGCCGCCGCCAUGCUCAUCGCUUUCUACAAGCUCCGCAAACGUCACCAACGCCGCGCCACCGUCACCGCCGCCCGCACCGUCGAGAUCAUCCAGGUGGAUGAAGACGUGGCCGCCGCCACCACCACCGGUGCCACCGCCGCCACCGCCGCCGUCGGGAUGCGUGGUGACGUCGGCGUGGUCGGGGAGCAUCGCCCCGCGCCUCACUGCCCGGCGUCUUGGAUGGAAAACAGCUCACUGCACGCUCCCGGAGCUCCCAGAGCUGAGCCUUUCUUGCUGCACCCUCAUUGCGGCAAGGAGAGGGUGCAGGAGACGCAGAUCUGAGCUGCCGUGCACCCGCGCUGCAAGGAUAACCCAGCACUGCGUGGACGUGGUGCAGGAGAUGCUCAUCUGGCCCCACGUUGCAAGGGUGGGGUGCAGGAGAUGCAGAUCUGAGCUGCCAUGCACCUGUGCUACAAGGAUGACCCAGCACAGCGUUGCAGGAGAUGCAGAUCUGAGCUGCCAUGCACCCAUGCUACAAAGAUGGCCCAGCACUGCAUGGGCAGCGGUGCAGGAGAUGCUGAUCUGAGCUGCCAUGCACCCGCGCUGCAAGGAUAACCCAGCACUGCAUGGACAGCGUUGCAGGAGAUGCUGAUCUGGCCCCACGUUGCAAGGGUGGGGUGCAGGAGAUGCAGAUCGGAGCUGCGAUGCACCUGUGCUACAAGGAUGGCCCAGCACUGCAUGGGCUGCGUUGCAGGAGAUGCAGAUCUGACCCCAGCAUUGCAUGGACAGCGUUGCAGGAGAUGCAGAUCUGAGCUGCGAUGCACCCGUGCUGCAAGGAUGACCCAGCACUGCAUGGGCAGCGUUGCAGGAGAUGCAGAUCUGACCCCAGCACUGCAUG